Molecule: messenger RNA, 3440 nt
Organism: Micropterus dolomieu (smallmouth bass)
Lineage: Eukaryota; Metazoa; Chordata; Actinopteri; Centrarchiformes; Centrarchidae
Gene: ccdc61
Product: coiled-coil domain containing 61
Exons: 14
Coding region: 249-1871 (540 amino acids)
Cellular component (GO): centrosome
Source: RefSeq, a predicted model, not a curated record
CCUCCGUCAAAUUUGGGCAGAGGAAGAGGCAGCACAGUCAAAGCAAAGGGAAGAAGAAGAAUUUAACGGUUCCCGGUUGUUGAACCGCCCCAGUCUCCACGGUGCCGGUGGCUUACACAUUGUUUUGGACUGUAUGGUCCCACCAAUCAAGCGGCUAGAAGUUACUUCACCUAGCUGACGCACCGCGAUGUGUUGACACCUUAACUUACCUCAGUACAGAUCAUUACUGCAACCAAAGACCCAGAGUGAUGGAGGAGGGCUCUGAGGUGAUGGAGGAUAUUGUAUUUCGAGGAGUGGAGUUUUCUGUGAAGAUAGAGGUGGAUAAGGGUUUACUGAUAGUCGAAAUCUCCGACUCAAUGACAGCGGAUCAGUGGAGGGGGGACUUUGACCCAGCAUACAUUGAGGACCUCACACGGAAAACUGGCAACUUCAAGCAGUUCCCCAUUUUCUGUAGCAUGUUGGAAUCAGCUGUUAGAAAGACGACUGAUUCUGUUACACUUGACCUCUUGACCUAUGCUGACCUGGAGCUGCUGCGGAACAGAAAAGCAGGAGUGGUUAGUCGUCCUCGCGGCCAUCAGCAGUCAUCUGCUCUCACUGCCAAAAGAUAUCUAAUCCUCAUAUACACUGUGGAGUUUGACAGGAUACACUACCCUUUACCCUUGCCCUAUGUGGGUAAGCCCGACCCAGCUGCCCUGCAGAAGGAAGUCAGAGCUCUGAGGGCUGAGCUCAGCGCUGUUGCAUCUCAUGGAGUUAACAAGGCUGCCGAACUAGAAAUGCAGCGGCUACGAGCAGAGCUCGCUCUGGUGAGAGAAGAGAAGGAGGCCAUGUCUAAGGUUCUGGAGCGACUCCAGAUCAGCGGAAGUGGGACCACGUCCAGACGAGAGGACUGGCAGGUCCGAGAUGUGGUGAGGACGCUGGAGGAGCAGCUUGUCAAGGAGAGGGCCAAAAGUCAACGCUCAUCGAGCAAGAGAGGCCAGGAGCAGCGACUCCUAUUGGAGCAGUUGGAGGAGCUGAGAGCGUCAGAGUGCGCUCUCCGUGUUCGUGUCAAGAGUCUCACCAACGAACUGGCGUUACUACGGAGAGGGUUAGACAAUCUAAGCGUCAGAGUGACUCCCGUGUCCAGUCACAUCAGUUCUCGAGUUGAUGGGGAAAUCUAUCGCUCUCUGUCCCGCGAGAGGAGGUCGGCAUACGGGACAGUCAGGGCUCGCUCUGGGUCCAGAGAACGGAUGGAGGACAGAGGGCGAAGGUCAGAGGAAAGAGGGAGAAGAGCGGACUCUUCAGGACCACGUGCUCGCAUACCCAGGCCGUCACCUUCUCCCACUGGGUCACGGGUGCCACGCUUUGAUCCAACAGCUUACAUCCAGGACAGACAGCGCAGGCAGAAAGAUGCAGAUCUCAAAAAACAGAGGAAGGUUCGGAGGGACAUGCUAACAUCACCAGUUGUCCCUGAGAGAGGGCGUUCACGUUCCAGAGAGGCCUAUGCUCAGAUGGCCCGGUCCGGCAGCAGAGGCAGGAGUUUAUCUAUGGAGCGGAAAGGGAGCAAGAACUCGUCUGAAAGCUCAUUAGUGGAUAUGGAGGAAAUGACCAAAGCUCUUUUCAGGGGAAGAAAACAGACUUACAAUGGGCCCAGUGUGGUGAGUGACAUGCGGAGCUGUGUGGCACAGAAGAAUACUACUAUACACCAGGCUUCAGCUAUACAGUCAGGACUUUCUAGAGGAGGCCUUUUGACGAGGAAGCCAUUAUGCAGUACUCCCACACAAAGAAUGAAGGACAAAGAGAGCUCCAUAGAUACAGGUGCGGAGCUCUCAGAGAUUGACGCCAGGCUGCAGGCACUUCAGGAAUACAUGAGGGACCUGGAUACAGGACACUAACAUCCGCUGCACAACCCGCUGCUCAAACCACACAUGGAUAUGUUACUUGACAGAUGCACAGCUUGGAGCUCAGGCCAUCAGGAUUUGUGUAGUCUUUUUAUUAUUAUUAUUUUUUUUACUGUGCACAGACAGAGGAACACGUUAAGCUCCAAACAUGAGUGAUGGGUUUACCAUGUGUUCAUGUAAGAGACUGAAACUCCUCCUUAAGGGUCAAACCUCUAGGACUUCAGGAAAACUACAGCCAUCACUGAACGUCGACUACGUUAUGUGGACUGAAGGUUUUUUAUUUAUUAAUUACUUUUUUAAUAUACUAAGUUUUUAUAAUAACUUAAGAUGACUGUAUCUUGAAUGCAGUGUUAUCCUUUCUUUUUUGUAGACCUCAACUAAACUACUUACAUGGCUCCAUGAAUGAGUCUGAAUAACUUAUUUUCAUCCUUUACUCACUUGUUUAACUUUCUUUCCCUUUUUUUUUUUUUUUUUUUAGUAAAACACAUUUCAUCAUUGGGAAUUGUAAAGUGGUUUGUAAUCUUAAGAGUGCAACAUAUGUGUUCUUUUGUUGAGUUCUCUCGCUGUGAGUGUGCAUCUGCUCUACCUUUCUAAACACAUUUAUGUCAAUGGGUGUGAAAGUAAUUGUGUGAUAGUAGAACAUGUUAACCAUGUGAUGGACUAUUGUCUCUUCCGCCCAGUGCAUGCUGGGAUACAUUCCAGCUCCUGUACCCUGAAAGGCAAUACGCAAGACUGACUGCAUACAUGUGAUUCCAGAAGUCUGCAUCUUCAGUCAGUACUGUGUGUUCUUUCCUGCCUGAACUGAACUAAACGUUCCCAGUACAUUUAAGCAUUAUAGUUGAUAUAAUUAUAUGACCUUUUAACUAGUCGAUCCACAAAAUGCAUUCAAAUGUGGUAUUUCCUACUGUUUGAACCUAAGUGGACCUUAAUUUCACUUUGAGGUUAUGUCCCAUACUCCAGCAUAAAGAAUAUUAAUGGUGGAUACUUGUGUAAGGGAACAAUACUCAUCAAAUAGAAAUAGUUUUGGACAGACUAUGGAUAUUUGUAUUACUGUGUGUAGAGACACGACACCUUUUGUUUGAUAGUGAAACUGCCAAAUUUUGUAUGAACUGUAUGUGUACAAAGACUGUCACUCUUUUUUCCCAAAUGUAUUUUAUACCAUCUAAAAUUUAAUUUAUAAGAAAUGUAUCCUCUUUGUAAAGACUUAUUUUCCCCACAAACAUAACGAUCCAUUGAGGGCCUGUGCAGUUUAGUGCACACUACUUUCCGAUGCUCUAAUGUCAGUUGAAGUGGAGCCUGAAGGGUUUCCACCACUGCAGCUGGCUUGCUUUCAUUAAUUAACAAAUAAACUUCUGGGCAGGGAGCCUUCGUCUCAGGGGAACAACUCUGCGUCUGAACAGCUUGCACUGUUGAACACCUUAUGUUUAUGUCAUGAAGAAAGAUGCAGCACACAUUCACUGACACUGUAGCAAGCUGCACAUAUUCACAAGAUGUGCAUACAAUUUCAGAGGGUGACAUUCUUGAAAAGACGAGAAAUAAAUUUCCUUUGCAAAACAUUAGAAA